AUGAUGUGGACAUAUUCAAUAAUCCAAAUCUAUGCAUCAUUGCUGUUGAUUUAUCAAUAUAAUGCUAUAACCAGUCCAAUUCCACCAUUCGUUGAAUAUGCACACUCUGCUGAACUUCAAACGAAUGUUGCUGAUCUUUGGUGGUCUGUAAAUGAUACCCAACAAGAGAUCACCUUUGAAUUGCAUAUUCGAAGUCUUGGUUGGAUUGCCUUAGGAAUUAGCCCAGCUGGAGGUAUGAAAGGAGCCGAUAUUGCUAUUAUGUGGGUUGAUUCUCAAGGAAAAGUUGUACUUCAAGAUCGCUACGCAUCGGGCGAAUCCAAACCCAUGAUUGACGAUACAACUCAAGAUUGGUUUGCUUUGCAAGGUCGUGAACAAAAUGGCUGGACAGCCAUUCAAUUCAAACGUCUACUUGACACGUGUGAUCCGAUGGAUUAUACUAUCAAAUCAGGAACAAAUAAUCUGAUAUUUGCAUACGGUCUUGUCGAUCCUGAUUCUACUCAAUCUAAUGGUGAUAUUACAUAUCAUGAUACACGACGAGGUUCACGCCGCAUUCCCCUUCGCUCAUACAAUGAUCCACCAUCAGAAGGCAAAUUUGCUAAUCUUGAAACAUUCGAAUGGCGAUUGAACAAUUAUCUCGUUCCUUCCACCGAUACUACUUAUCAUUGUAAAGUACAUAAAGCACCAAGUCAUCUUACCACUCGACGACAUUCCAUUGCUCACAAAAUGAUAAUCGAUCCAGCGAAUAUUGAUCUCGUCCAUCAUUUAUUAUUGUAUGAAUGCGAUCCUGCGGCUGUUUUCGAUGAGAAAAAUCUUCCUGAUGGUUUAUGCGAUGAUUUUGCUGAGAAACUAGAGUUAUGCUCAUCCAAUAUUGCCACUGGUUGGGCUGUGGGUGGCGAUUUCCUGCUGGAGUUUCCGCAAGAAGCUGGAUAUCCUAUCGGUGGUGAUUUCCCAGUCAAAUACUAUCUACUCCAAAUGCACUAUGAUAAUCCGAGAUUACAAUCAGGUCGUCGAGAUAGUUCUGGCAUUCGUUUUUAUCUUAGUAAUGAGCUUCGUGGACAAGAACUCGGCUUCUUGACAUUAGGAACAUCAUCAAGUGUCAAAGCUCUUGCGAUUCCACCCAAAGUCAAUAAUUUCAUCAUCGAUUCAUACUGUCUACCUGAGGCUACUCAAAAUUUUCCAAAGGAUGGUAUUACAGUUACAGCAGCAUUUCCUCAUACACAUUUACAAGGAAAAACAGUUUGGUCUAAAUUGAUUCGUAAUGGUGUAGCUGUUCAAUAUCUUUUCAAUGCUGAUGCUUUCGAUUUCAACUACCAAUUUAACCAUCGGCUACCAGAACCCAUCAAACUCUACCCGGGUGGAGAGAAAACGAAAAAUGAAAUGUGCCUAAAUAUGUUCACUUAUUAUCCUCGAAUGAAUGAUAUGUAUAUGUGUGCAACGGUGAAUCAUCCUUCCGCUUGGAAGAAACAGAUGAAUGUAUCGGAAGCACCUAGUAGCGCCGCGAUUCAGCGGUGGCUGCAAAACAUCACAUGGACGCAUGAGCUAAAAGAACAAUGGCAACAAUUUUACAAUAACGCUCCACGAAGAGGUUUUUAUGGUCGAUCCGGACAAUUUCAUUCGAAAGAAAUCAAAGUAUUACCUUCUUACAAAGAUUUACCAUCGGAAACUUGUCAGAACUCAACUGGCACUCGGGAAACAUUGAAUCUUUUCUUAAUGCUUGCUCUUUUCUGUCAGCUACUGAUUUCGAACUCAUAG
Molecule: messenger RNA, 1752 nt
Organism: Adineta ricciae
Lineage: Eukaryota; Metazoa; Rotifera; Eurotatoria; Adinetida; Adinetidae
Source: the annotation of a GenBank genome assembly